AUGGAGAACUCAAACUGUAGGGAAAGGUGGAACAGAACAGGGAUCGAUGAUAACAUGCUGGCCAUGUUUGAUGCCUCCGAAACCAAUGAUGCUCACCCUGAUGCCCUAGAUGACAGGAUUACUUUUCUUGAUGUUGUUCGCGCUUCUUCAAUUGUGCCUGAACAUGGAAAACCACCCACUUCAAAAAUUUUUAGGGCAGUCUUCCACAUGCUGAGGACAGGGAAUUCUCUAGAAAUGAUUGUGGCAAGUUAUAAGCUUCUGGUAGAUUUAGACAAGCAAUUCCCUCGUGUGUAUUUAUCCCGAUCAUCAUCCAACACUCCAUCAAAAUUGGUUGUGGUUAAAGAGGCAUGGUCCCCAUUUAUUGAUUGCCUGGAUAAUGGCACUGCUGAAGCAGGCGAUAAACAGUCUAGUGGACCUCUUGACCCUUCUAGCUUUCACCUCCUGAUUGAAGACCUCGCUGAAAUAAUAUCUGGGACCAAAUUUCAAGCAGCAAGCAUGGAGUCCUUGAGGAACAUGUUACUCUUUCAGUACCUUGUCAUUGUUUUUGAGGAUGAUUUUCUACCUCGCAAUGCGACCUUGAAGUGGAGCAUGCAGAGGGAUUCUUUGCUCAGCCUGCUACUGGGAUCUAGGAAAAUAAAUUACAAAAGCUUGAUGAAGGAUUGCGUGAUAAUCAUUUGUCAACUAUCUCAACUUCUUCAAGGCGAAUUAAGUAAACGUCUAGAGCUUCAACAAAGCUCUCAAUCUAAGUUAUCCAAAAAUUGUCAUAUUGCAUUAUCCCUUGCUUUAUUUGGAGUAUUAAAGGACACAUGUGUUUCAAUGGAGAAACUUCUAGUGAUGAUUAUGAACCUUGAUAUGGCAAGGAAGAAAGCAGAUAUGGAAGGUCACACUACAAGAGCAGACAGUCCAAGAACACCUUUGAUGGACAUAAUUCUGGAUGAACUAGCUUACAACAAAGAUAGUGUACCUGUUUUUCUUAAGAUCUUCAGUGAACCGAAGUUGAAGCUGGAAAUAGUUGUGCAGUAUCUGUGGAAAUACAUAACCAAGCCUUCUGUUCGCACUCGUAAGACAAGUGAUUAUAUUGAAGAUACAACAUUUGGUGGGGCUUUGAAGUGCUUUUCAAAUAGAACUGGCACUAAGAGCUUAAUGAAAAAAAUUGGUGUAGAUGUAAUUCAAUUACUUCUGGCCCAUGGUUUUCAGGCUCAAUUGUCAAUAUUGUCAAAAGGAAAUGCAGAUGACAACAUCUCUGGUGACAAAGUAGGGGGAGUCGGUGCUCUUGUGGAUUUGUGCCAGACUUUUAUCUCUGCUUUUGAUAGUUUUAGAAGCACGGAUGCGCGUAUGGAGAUAUUGUCGAUUGGAAAAGAGGCACUAUUCACUGCAGCAACUAUUAUCUCCAUGAAAUCAUAG
Sphenostylis stenocarpa is the source of this 1404-nucleotide messenger RNA. NCBI's taxonomy places the organism in Eukaryota, Viridiplantae, Streptophyta, Magnoliopsida, Fabales, Fabaceae. The record is from the annotation of a GenBank genome assembly.